Molecule: messenger RNA, 2050 nt
Organism: Oppia nitens
Lineage: Eukaryota; Metazoa; Arthropoda; Arachnida; Sarcoptiformes; Oppiidae
Product: F-box only protein 42-like
Exons: 3
Coding region: 143-1918 (591 amino acids)
Molecular function (GO): protein binding
Source: RefSeq, a predicted model, not a curated record
AUGACAGUCAAAGUGUGUGUGUGUUGUGAGCACUGCUAUCAAUACAACCACAACAACAACACUGACUGUCUGUGUGUUUAAAAGACAACAAUUAAUGAGAGAUCAAUUGAUGCGGUAAUCAAAACCACCAAACAUACAUGUCAUGGAUUACAUCGACAACCAAUUGACGGUUACUACUGUCGAUGAUAUACCUCAAGUAGUCUUGGAGUACAUCCUAAGCUAUUUGAGUCCCUAUCGACAGCUGAUCGACUGUAAACUGGUCUCAAAGACCUGGAGGUCGGCGGUAAUCGAUACUAUCCGUAAACUUAAACGCGAUUUCAUAGCCAGUUUGGUUACACAAUCGAUCCGAUGGUGGCAUUUGUCGCCCAGUUCGGGACCAUCAAUAUCGGGCCGCUAUUCGCACAGUGCCUGUCUGGUCGGCUCAUCUAUGUAUGUGUUCGGCGGCUGUACUAUAGCUAACACAACGUUCAACGAUUUAUGGCGUUUUGAUCUAUCGUCGCGUACAUGGAUUCGGCCGAUAGCUACGGGAACUUUUCCGUCGCCGAAAGCCUGCGCAUCGAUGGCCUAUCAUAACAACUAUUUGAUACUAUUUGGCGGUUGGACUCAUUCCUCUCCCUAUCCCAUACACCAAGAGUGGCGUAUAUUCAAUCAGAUUCACUUGUUUGAUACGACUACCUAUCGCUGGAGUCUAGUAGUACCCACUGACUCGCAUUAUUGUCCGGCUAUUGCCGGCCAUUCGGCCAGUAUUAUCGGUCACUAUAUGAUUGUUUUUGGCGGUCUGCACAGCGAAGCCAACAAUCCGAUACCGUUUUUCAGUUCAAACGAUGUCUGGAUAUUGAAUUUAGAGACAUUUGUUUGGAACAAACAGCCGGUAACGGCAUCGCCGAAACCGUUGCCCCGUUAUGGCCACUCGCAGGUGGUAUUAGAUGACCAGCAUAUACUGAUAACUGGUGGUUCGGGCGGACCAAACAUGUUGUUCAACGAUAUUUGGUUGCUAUGCAUACCCGAUGACUGGUCUCAGCAAUGGUAUUGGCGACCCAUUGAAGUGAUUCGCAAGGACUCGAAUCCUCCUGGGCCGCAAAUCAAUUUUCAUCCCACUUGUAAAAUAGCAAACCUAUUGGUAGUGUUAAGUCCAGCCCAAAGACUCCGACCAACAAAUCAAUGUAAAGAUCAAAACAAUAAGUUACGCAAUAAUAAUAAUAAGUCAUCAUCAGCUGAAUCGGGUAGUAGUAGUAGUAGUCGACAGUAUUCAGCGGCCAAAGAGUCGGCAGCGGCGGCGGCCAAUGAUCGGCUAGAUUGGCAACAAUUGUCUGGUCAGGUACCCACUGCUUCGACAUCGACAGCAUCGACCUCGAUAUCGGCAUUAGAUACGGGAACUAUAUCUACGGCUGCAGCAGCAGCAGCUGCUGCUUCUGCUGCUGCAAGUGGUAGUGGUUUACAGCAACAGUCGCGUCCGCUAUCGCGACGUAAUCGUCAGCGACAACUGGAAGGUUUGGAUCGAAUGGAACUCCGGAUACAACAGAUGAAAAAGACAAUAUCGUCGCCGCUUGUCGUCCGAAAUACGACCAUCAGAUCCAGCGAACAGUUAGCCCAGAAUCCGAUGCAAUUGUUUUGUUUGGAUAUUAGUCAAGUGAUCGGUAAAAAUAUUGCCAAAUGGGUUCAUAAAAAUAUAUUCGUUACGGACGGACCCGAAGAGGUUAUGCUCUAUACGUUGGUCGCCGGUAGGGCUGAACUGAUAAUGUUUGGCGGCAUUCAAAAAGAUAGAAACUGUCGACAAAAUCAGGCGCCGCCUCCCGAUAGCAGCGGUGGUGGAGGCGGAGGUAUUGGUGGCAAUGUUGGCGGCGGCGGACUCAACGAUAUACCCGAUAUAGUCUCCAAUCAAUUGCAUAUAAUAACUGCUAAACGUAUUGUUAUUUAAGAGAAAUUUAACGUUAAUUUUAUUUUUAAUGUUUUUUGUUGUUGUUGUGGUUAACACUUACCGGUAAUUGUUUCGGAAACACAAUGUAUAUAUGCAUAUAGUUAUUAUGUACUGUAUAUCUACUGUAUAMCC